AUGGCCGACCCGCAACAGCACCAGUGUCCAGGAUUGGACGAGAGCGCGCCCGCAUGGGCAAAGAAGCUGUUUACCGACUCGGAGAGGCGUAUGCAGGACGAAGAAAAUGCCAUCUACUUGGUCUGCACGAUUUCCUUGCGCCAUCUCUUCAUCACUGACCACCAUCAGCUCGAAAUGACCUUUCCCCCAAGCGGCUAUGCUGCUGCAACACAGGUGAUUGACGGACUACAACAACACUUCAUUAUUUGGAAUUUCCCCAACAAGUCUCGAGUCGCGGCCACCUCACAAGAAAUCAAGCUGGGCUGGCUGGUUGCUGUGCCAAUGAAUUCAGCAAUACCUCACGCCCCAGAACUCGACUCGAAGGAGAUCAAGAUUACCAAAGUGCGGAAGGGUGUUCGCCCAGAAGCUUAACGCGUUGAGAAUGAGAACGAGAUUGGCUAUGACACAGAUCACGAAAUGGGCGCUGAGGCCGCUGCUGAUGCGGGUCCUGCUUUCCAGAUGGACGAUAUGGAUGUGCAGGUCUCAUAGAGGUCGAGGUGAUAGGCGUUCUUUCGAUCCCCCGAGGUCUAUGCAAGCAUUGAUGCAAUACGCUCUCUCAUCGGC
Messenger RNA from Cercospora beticola, 603 nucleotides. RefSeq lists its product as uncharacterized. Lineage: Eukaryota; Fungi; Ascomycota; Dothideomycetes; Mycosphaerellales; Mycosphaerellaceae. The record is from RefSeq and is a predicted model, not a curated record.